Molecule: messenger RNA, 6220 nt
Organism: Dalotia coriaria
Lineage: Eukaryota; Metazoa; Arthropoda; Insecta; Coleoptera; Staphylinidae
Product: laminin subunit beta-1-like
Biological process (GO): substrate adhesion-dependent cell spreading; cell migration; basement membrane assembly
Cellular component (GO): laminin trimer
Source: RefSeq, a predicted model, not a curated record
GUUGUCCUCGUUGGGCACGUUGAGAGCUUUCGGUGUUGCCGCUUGGAGCGACCCGACCAUACCAGUCCCCGGCAGUGCGCCCGAUGUAGCUCCGGCGGAAGGUACUGCACCGACACAGUUUCACACAGCGCAAGAAUCUUCAUCUUUUCACAUCAACAUAAUCCUCACCUCUUUCUAUACUUUAAACAUACACAAAGUAUAACACAACGUGAUUAUUACAUGACAUCAAAACAAGUGACUUAAGUUAAGUAAUAAGUGCGUCCAUCGUGCAUCUUCUGUAGCAUCGUGUGUGAGUGCUGCGCGCACGCGUCUCUGUGAAAGUGCAUUAAGUCCGAGUGUUGACUGAAAGGGAUGCGCGACACCGCCUGGGAUAUGUUCGUGUCACUGGCGGAUCUACACUGUGCGUUGGUGUACUUUUGAAGUUGGUUUACUUCAACAUCCCCCGACGGCAAGCAAUUGCACGUGUUUUCGCCUCCUGACAGGUUAUUGUCAUUAAAAAAGGCUCUUCAUCAUGGAGAGUCGCGCUGCGGCAACACUCCUCAUCUUUAUGAUCAUAAACAGUUGCAUAACUUUAUAUUCAAGUCAACAGAUUGGCCCACCACGACAUCCGAAUGCAUCCCGAGCGCCAUAUUUAUUAAGAGGCGAUCAGCCUCCGCCGCCCGACAACGAUCUCGACUAUGGCCCCGCACGAUUUCCGUUUGAUAGCGCCACCUAUCGGUCAAAUCACCGCCGGCCAGGUCAUCGUACACAUCCCUGUGAGAAAGGUUCUUGUUAUCCCCAAACCGGAAAUCUCCUAAUCGGCCGUGAAAGUCAAUUAUUCGCAUCGUCAACUUGCGGCAUGCGUGAAGCCGAACGUUAUUGCAUCGUAGCACAUUUAGAAGAUAAGAAAAAAUGCUUCUGGUGCGAUUCUCGACCAACUGAUCACCCGAAACCAGACAUGAAUCACAACAUCAGUAAUAUCGUAUACAGGGUGUACCCUGGUACGAAUAAAAAAACAUGGUGGCAGUCCGAAAACGGCAAAGAGAAUGUCUACAUCCAACUUGAUCUGGAAGCAGAGUUUCAUUUCACUCAUAUAAUCAUAACCUUCAAAACCUUCCGACCGGCGGCCAUGUUGAUUGAACGCUCGUAUGACUUCAAAAAGUCUUGGCAAGUGUAUCGCUACUUUGCACACAACUGCGAUGAGAGUUUCCCUGGAGUCAGUCGUGAUCAACCACAUAACCUCGCUGAUGUUGUCUGUGAAUCCAAGUAUUCCAACGUGGAGCCAUCUUCCAAUGGAGAACUGAUUUAUCGUGUGUUACUACCGCAUGUACGCAUUGACAACCCGUACUCCAGUCAAGUACAGAAUUUGAUGAAGAUGACUAAUUUGAGGAUUAAUUUCACCAAGUUGCAUACUUUGGGUGAUGAUCAUUUGGAUCGUAGAGAAGAGAUUCAGGAGAAGUACUACUAUGCUAUCACGGAUAUGGUUGUAAGAGGGUCCUGCUCGUGUUAUGGACAUGCGAAUAGAUGUCUACCACUUCCGGGGCAGUCAUCUUCAGUGAUUGAUAUGGUUCAUGGAAGGUGUGAGUGUACACAUAAUACCAAAGGAAGGAAUUGUGAAAAGUGUGAGGAUUUCUUUAAUGAUUUACCGUGGGGACCAGCUGUUGGGUUGCAAGCCAACGCAUGUAAACGUUGUAAUUGUAAUAAUCACGCUACGAGUUGCCAUUUUGACCCGGCGGUUUAUGAGCAGUCUGGGAAAACAUCCGGAGGGGUCUGCGAUGGGUGCAAACACAAUACCAUGGGAUACAAUUGUGAACAGUGUAAAGAGUUCUACUACAUGGACCCAAACAAAGAUAUUCAAGAUCCUGAAAUAUGCAGACCUUGUGAUUGUGACCCACAUGGAACCACAGACGAUGGCAACUGUGACCCAAGCGGUGACCCUGCCAACAACAUCGAAGCAGGUUCCUGUCAUUGUAAAGCUAACGUCGAGGGACGUCGUUGUGACUCAUGCAAAAACGGUUUCUGGAAUUUCACUGAUGCUAACCCAGAGGGUUGUGAAAGUUGCUCCUGUAAUCGUUUCGGUACGAUAGACAACCAAGGCUGCAAUGUUUACACAGGAGAAUGUACUUGUAAGAGGUAUGUGGAGGGCAGGGAUUGUAAUCAGUGUAGACAAGAGUUCUGGGGUUUAUCGGAGAAACAAGAUGGCUGCAUGCCUUGUGAUUGCGACCCGGGUGGUGCCAUUGAUGGUUUCUGUGAUGUCAUUGAUGGGCAGUGUCAGUGCCGGCAUGAUAUGACUGGUAGGAAUUGUAGUACACCGAAACAACAACAUUUCACGGCCAGUUUGGACUUUUUGUUGUACGAAGCGGAAGCUGGGAAGAGUUCACCGAAUUGUCAAGUGGUUAUCAGGGAACCCUACAGAGAACCCUGGCGUAACACCUGGACGGGUACAGGAGUAGUAAAAACCUCCGAAAACAGUUACAUUGAAUUCUACAUCAACAACAUCCAUCGCUCCAUGAACUACGACCCUGUAGUCAGAUACCUCCCCAAUGGUGAAACCUGGGAAGAGGUAACCAUGAAAAUCAUCCGUGAAGAUCCCAUAGAUCCAAACGGUGAAUGUCAACACGAAUCAAUCGAAAACGACGUGAAACAAUUCAUGCUCCCUGGUUAUGAUAGCAGCGUGAAAGUAGGACCUCCCGCGUGUUUGGAAGAAGGAAAAACCUACCGGAUACGCCUAGAAUUCGGCCAGUCUAAAUCCGGUCAAGAUAACUCCAAAGCCGUGGUGCAAAUUGAUUCAAUUGUACUAGUACCCAAUUUCGAUAGUAUCCCAUGGUUUUCCGGAUCAGCUCCAGCUGAGAACCGCCAAAAGGACUUCGAAGCCCACAACUGCGGGUAUUUCAACUACAGUGCAGGUCCCAAGGAGAUCUCAGAACGUUGCAAGGAACACUACAACAGUAUCGGCGUGUAUAUCUACGAUGGAUCACCACCAUGUCAGUGUGACCCAACUGGAUCAGUCAGUAAACUCUGUGAUGAAUACGGAGGUCAAUGCGAAUGUAAACCGAAUGUGGUUGGACGUAGGUGUGACCGCUGCGCACCGGGUACCUUUGGGUUUGGACCUGAGGGUUGCAUGGCUUGUGACUGCGAUAAUAUUGGAUCCCUGGAUAAUUUCUGUAAUGCUACUACAGGGCAAUGCACAUGUCGGCCUAAUACCUAUGGGAGACAAUGUAAUCAAUGCCGGACUGGAUUCUGGAACUUCCCGAACUGUCAAAGAUGUGAUUGUAAUGGUCAUGCGGAUAUCUGCGAUGCCCUAACUGGGACCUGCCUUGAUUGUAGAGAUAAUACAGUUGGAGGGUUAUGUGAUCAUUGUGUUGAUGGAUACUAUGGUGACCCACGUCUGAAUGUAGAUAUUCCAUGCAGACCUUGUCCUUGUCCUGGUAUUCCAGGAUCUGGACAUUCAUACGCGGAAAGAUGUUCGAUGGAUUCUUAUACCAAGGAUGUUAUCUGUGAAUGUAAGGGUGGAUAUGCAGGAGCAAGGUGUGAUGUCUGCGCGGAUAAUUACUUUGGUAAUCCGGAGGUACCUUUUGGUGGGUGUAGUCCUUGCGAUUGUAACAAUAAGGUUAACCCGUUGAGUCCGGGUAAUUGUGAUGCGAAAACAGGACAAUGUAAGCAGUGCUUAUAUAACACUACAGGGGAUCACUGUGAGAAGUGUAAACCAUCUUUCUAUAGAGAUAGUGAUGGAGAAACAUGUACAGAGUGUUAUUGUGACAUUUUGGGCACAAAUUCAACCGCGGGUCAUUGCGAUCCUGACUUUGGACAAUGUCCUUGUUAUCCUAAUGUCAUCGGGAGGAAUUGUGACACGUGUGCGCCUAAUCACUGGAAGAUCGCUAGUGGUGUCGGGUGUGAACCAUGCGGAUGUGAUGAAGUUGGAUCAAUUGAUUCACAAUGUCAUCCAUAUGAAGGACAAUGCAUAUGUAAACCCAACUAUGGCGGACGACAAUGUAACGAAUGCAAAGCCGAAUAUUGGGGCAAUCCGAAGUUGAACGAGUGUCACAAAUGUGACUGUGACCCAUAUGGAACAUUAAACUUCCAAUGUAAUCGUAAAACGGGCGCGUGCGUCUGUAGACCUGGGAUUGGUGGUGAUCGUUGUGAUAAAUGCGCGAGAGGAUACAUUGGAGAUGCACCACAUUGUCAACCAUGCGGGGAAUGCUUCGAUAACUGGGAUAGAAUACUACAUGAACAUGAAAAUAACACCAUAAUCGAGAUUGAAAGAGCUAAGACAAUCAAAAAAGAAGGUGCCCGAGGCGCUUACACAAAAGAAUUCGAUGAAAUGCAAUCAAAACUCAAUGAAGUAGAAACUCUCCUGCAAAGAACCGAAGUAAUUGACCUAAAAUCCAUCGAUUCAACAUCAGAAAAAUUAAAAGAACGCAUCAAGGACAUCAAUGACAACCCUCUGAAAGCCCUCACAGAUAAUCUCGCUGAAGUAGACAUCAACAACAAGCAAGGUGAACGAAAACUAAACGAACUCGAGAAAAAACUACAAGAUUUAGUAAAUAAAACAAAAGAACUCCAAAAUAACGCUACAUUAGUCCGUGAAGACAACGUACAAGGAGCUUUAACCCUCAUAGAACAAGCUAAAGAAAAAGCUAACAGAGCUGUACAGAAAGCUGACAUGUCUGCCCAACACAACAUAGAAUACGCAGCAAGACAAUGCAAAGCAAUUGAUAGUCUUGUCAACUCCACAAAACAUGAUCUCGACGUCAACCAUGAAUCACAAGAGUUAACACUCAAAGAAAUCAGGGAAAAUGUUAAGAAUCUAACAAGUAUCAUGCCAGAGUUGAAUAAUUUAGUUUGUGAUCGUCGAGGUGAUCCCUGUGAUUCAAUCUGUGGUGGUGCAGGUUGUGGAGUUUGUGGUGUAGCUGUGUCUUGUGAACAUGGAGCUAAACAACUCGCUGAGAUGGCGUUGCAGUUCGCCAAUGAAACCGAAGACAUCUUGAAACAAAAAGAAGCAAAAGCCAAUGAAUUUAUUAGAAAUGUCAACGCUGUUAAUACAACACUAUCGAAACAAAACGCUGAAGCUGCUUAUAAUGCAGCGUUUGAUGCUUGGGUUAAGGCUAAUGAGACUUUUACACGUCUUGCAUUCACUAAGAAAGAAUUACAGGACUUUUUGAAUAGUAAUAUUACUAAACCAGAGGAUAUCGAGGAGAGGAUUCAAGAAGUGUUGGAUAAAAAGAUAGCUUCGGAUAAGGAUGAGAUUCGUACACUUGCAGAGAAGAUUAAGGCUUCAGAGACACAGGAGAAUAUUGAUGGGAUCAUUGCUGAUACUGCAGAGGAUCUUAAACGAGCACAGCAGUUGAAAGAAAGCGCUGAUAUUGUUAAGGAACGCGUUGAACAAAUUCGUAAUAUCACUGACACAGUGAGUGCUACUUUGACAAACAGUAGUUUAGCUCAGCAGGGAGCUGAUGAUGAUAUUCGUACAGCUGGUGAAAGUGUCUCCAAAGUAGAAACUCUUCUAAAUAAUGUUGAAGAUGAAUAUGAAGAAGCAAAGCAUGACAUCAACCGAACUGAUGUAGACAUCAAGAAACUCCAAGAAGACAUCUCUUCCCUCCAGUUGAAUGCUUCCAGUAACGAAAACAAAGCCUCUACCUUCAUGGUGACCUCACAAAACAUCGAUAAAGAAGCAAAGGAGACUCGUAAACAACUAGAUGACUUGCAUAAACGUUAUAAUCAAACAGCAAACGCCCUGAAUGAGUCAAUGUUGAAAGUGAAAGCGUCCGAGGACAAGGCGAAGAAUUUAGUGAAUCGUGCUGUUACAUUGACGGCAAGUAUCAAUAAAAUUCACGACGACCUCAACAAGGUGACCAGUCAGAAUCCUAAUGAUACAUUAGGGCGGCUGGAGGCUGAAAUUGAUGAGUUAAAUCGCCGCAUGGAGGAGUACAAUUUGAAGAUUCAGCAGAGGCUGGAGUAUUACAAAAUUUGCACUUAAUGAGUAGUGCGCCAUUGUUGUGCAAUCGUUUUAUUCCUAUAUUUACGCACAACACACGCGUCUAUAUAUAUUUUAUAUAAAUAUAUCUAUUGUAUGUCUUUGAAUUAAUGUGUUAAAUGUUUAGGUACUGUAUCUGCUUGUACAUAUUUUUAGUGUUCUCUCUUUUAUUUCGUAAAAAUGCCUCGAUAUAAUUUUGUUAUUUAUACGGGACUAGAUACAAUCAAAGUGUUCAUUCAACGAGUUUAAUAAAUAUGAAUAUUUCCA